This is a messenger RNA of Pocillopora meandrina, 6722 nucleotides long. Lineage: Eukaryota; Metazoa; Cnidaria; Anthozoa; Scleractinia; Pocilloporidae. The record is from the annotation of a GenBank genome assembly.
GGGCUGAAAGCAAAUAGAAGCCAGUUGUAUUGUAGUCUGCUCUUCUGCCGACGGGGAGAUGAUCCAUAAACUUCAUUUGCUGCUGCUGUUGUUUUUAUGGUUGGCAUAUUCCAUCCAUUCGGUCAGUAUUUCUUCAUGUUGGUAUGGCAGUUUUAAGUAGAUCAAUUUGGAAAAAGGUGACUCAAGAAAACUAAAACAUGUGCUUACACUGUAAUUUAUUACAUAGCAGCCGUGUCUACGUGCUUUCAUCUAAUCACACUUGUCGACCAACGGGAGCGCAGCCGCCUUCUCAGAUACUUAUAAAACCGUAAGAAGAAUUUAAGUAUUGAUCCCCUCCAGGGUUUGGAGGAUAAACAGGAAGAAAAGAAAUCAGCGGCUUGAAUUUCCCUCACCUUCGAAAAGGUGCAACACAGAAAAUAGUACUAAACACGAACAUAGUCAUUGACCAAACGGAAAGGAAAAUCUUGUUACGUACACAAGUGCAGUUGACGGUGUAGCACAUGCUCACUGUGGUAGUUUGUAACUGUUGUAUGUUAGCUCUCGAUCGGCCCCUAAUUAUCGAUCAGCGCUGAAUGAUGCACGUUUCUCAACCCCAGGGAAAGAUUUGAAACAAGUUGGAGAGAAGUUUGCCGGUGUUCUUGUCGGUGUGUGUAGCUCAGGGUCUCCUCGUGAUUUCCCGCGAGCUAGGAAAUGCCGGUUACUGCUCGCAGGAUAGUUGUAUAUUUAAAAGUACACAUACACAUAUUGUGCACACUUUUUCACAAACUAAACGAGAAAACAUCCAUUUCUUUGUCUGUAGGGAGUCUUAGGAUGUUCAGAGUGCACUGAUGUUGAGAGUAAGUUAUUUUCACUGUUUACUCGACUUUGGUCACAACGGAGAGGGACUGGGUUAAGUUAGCACGACUACUUAGGCAAGCAAACUGAGAGAUGUGAAAAUACACAAAGCCGUUUUUUCCCGCGGGAAUUGGGUGACAAUAGUAGGGAGUUGUGGUAUGAUAUUUUAUGAGAAGACAAUAGGUGGGUCUACGGAAAGGUGUGGGACAUAUUUUGGAAUCUAUCUUGCAAUUGACAUAGGACUAGAUCUCUGAUAAGUUACACCGCCUACCUGGGUAAAUUCUACUUCUCGUAUCUUAUGGCGAGAUGAAGUUUUCCCUGAGUAAUUUUUAUGUUUACAACAUAGCAAAUGGCUUUGUGUGCGAUGGAAAAACGGUCAACUUGUGUCAGACUGAUCAUUCGAAGUCGUGGAAAGUUGCCGUUAUCACUGAAGAAACCAUGGAUUUGUAUUCAUGUGACGGCCUGGAGGCUGGAGACAAACUCUUACUAUUUGUUAGCAAAGGAAGACUGAUCAAUUAUGGCAAAUAUGAAGUGGUCACAGCACAAGACGUCGCACCGAUAGCUGGAGACGAAAAGUAAGAGUGAAAAUUAUAGGAAACUUGUGGCCCAACUCUUUUUUGAGAACUACAUAUCUAUAUAUAUAGCAAACAUUUUCAACAUUAUUAUAGUAAAAUUUUGAUUGUAAAUAAUUUACACUCAAACGUUCUAAGUGUCUAAUAUAUUUUCCGAAUGGAUUCUGGCUUCUGACAGAGUAAUAUGGACAAACUGGGCAACCAUUGGAUGACUGAAUGUUUAGCCGGCGGACUGACUCACCGACUAAGUGACUGAAUGACUAAAUGACAGAAUAACUUACUAACUGACCAAACAGUUGCAGCUAUAAAAAUAUCCUUGGAGUAAUGUUUUCAUUCUAGUUCUUUAGUUAAUUAGUAAUUUGCUAUAUCAGUCCAUCAAUCAGUGCCUUCUAUUUGUAUGAUUACAGAUCACAAUGCCGAGUUGUUUUUGACAAACCCAUUACGAUGAAUCUUGAAAAGGACCACCUAACAUGUUUGAUCGCUCAAAGGCUUCCCUCAUUUGACAAAGUAUCUUUACGUAACAAAUGUGUCCUGACAUGUGAUGAACAGAAAGAUGGCCUUGGAGGAAUUCUGGCCUUUGAGGCUGACAACCUGGUGAUCGAUAGUACUUCUAAAAUAGAUAUGACUGGAAAAGGUACGAGCAUUUUAGAACUUCUCACACCUCUGUUUAUGUCUCAGGUUGAAACAGUAAUUAUAUUGGCUCUGAUUUGCGAAUGAGUUAUUCGCGAUUUUUCUUCUAAAACAUAACAGAGUAGAAUAUUAUUUCUCGAAUUUUCACAACAAAAGAUUGAUUUUCAGUUUGAUCUUGAACGGCGAGUGCGGUAUACUGCUGGUGGUCUACAGUUGAGUUUAAAUUCAUCGAGAGUAUGAUUGUAGAAUAGUCCAAAAAAAUAACGAAAGCUCUAACAAAAUGAGGGCAUGCGAAGGUUGUCUGAAUCUGACCACCUUCAGUUUACUUAAAGAGCCACAAAUUUUAUGGUGUUUGCGCAAAACUAAUAACUGUUUUGAAGACUACGUCCAAGCUAAAACAUUUUUUUCCUAGUAAAAUUAUUAUAAUUACUACUCUGAUCCUGGCUCUAACAAUCCUUGGAGUCCUUUGGCUCCACCUGUACCUAAACAGCUUGUUCCCUCUAUGUGCCAUUAUCAUAUCCUCUACAUGUCGUAUUCAGGCCGUGAGGGAACAGGAUCGAAUGGGAGGAGGAGCGGCAGGGUGGCGCACUCACUUGCGAACAAAGUGUUGAUAUAGAGUACUCCUUGCGGUAUUGUUGAUUUUCAGGAUUUACAGGCGGCCUUGGAGGUGAUUCCCGUGGGGGUGGAGGGUACGGAGGCGAAACGUUCGACUGUCCGGCAAACGCGUUACUAGGAAAAGGAGGAGAUAUUUCUUACGUACCCUGGGCAAAGAACACGGACGGAAUUGGUGGUGGAGGGGCUGGGGACGGGCCAAAGACAAGAGUAGGUUAGUAUGCAUGCGUAAGGUAUUACAAGGGUUAAUCAGAGCGCGGAUAAUGCCACUAGAAACCAGUUGGAAUUCAAAAGAAAUUACCUUAACUGUUUUACGCGCUGGAAGACGCAAAUGAUUGAAAAUAAAUCUUAAACUACGUGAAAUAAUCUGUGGUAUAGUCUAAAUUUAAGUCAAUAGUAAGGAAACAGCAGGAAGGUCGAUUGAAUCACUAGGCGCCCAAACAACCAAAUUAAAACAGACAAGUGUCCAGUGAAAGGACAACUCAUGACAAAUAAACUCGGAUAGAGUCGCGAAAUCAGAUUUGGAAAUUUGAAUAGAAAACGUUCUGUUCAAUAUACAACAAUGAAUGUGAGUUUUUUUCUUAAAACUUUUGUAGUAAUUGGAUGGAAAAGGAAACUUUUAAGUUUUUGAUGGCACCAUAACGCUAGACUUUCCGUUUUCGGGUCAGGAAACUCAGCCCACAAAAUUAACAAGAAUUUGUCGGCGAAAAAAGGUCAUUUUACUAAGUUCACAUGAUGAGUGGAAGAGUAUUUCUUAACCUUGUAACAAAAACUUUCCGGCAGGUUCUAAAGGAGGUCCGGGAGGAACUAAUGCCGGCGGCGGAGGAGGAGACUCAACUGUCAACAGUGACGAUGGUGCGGCCGGUGGGGGAGGGGGUGGACAUUUCUCCGGUGGCGGGGGAGGUGGAGGAGGCAGUGGGUGUGGUGGUAAAGAUGGGGGAAAGGGAGGAUCAGCUGGAAACGUAAGUCAUUAAUUUUCGUAUGAAUAGGAGUGAAAACCGUGUGAAGACAGAGCUUAGGUUACCGUUGCGACCGUCUGAGAAGACGCAAAUAUGUGUUUUGUUAUUUCAACCUCCAUCUAGCUACAGGGUGCGUCAAAUUUUUACGGACAAGAAAAUUAAACCUGAGUUGUCUAUCCAUUGUAAACAAGAGUUUUUCAAAGGCUUUCUACCACCAUUUUCUUGUAGAUCGGUACUCACGCUGGGGGUGGGGGUCAGUCGUCUUGCCCAGGAGGACAUGGUGGCAAUGGAGGGAGUGCAGGGAAAUGGCCUCCUAAACGAGCUCCCCACUGCUACGACAAGUCAGCAUCAGGUGGUAACGCGGGCUCAUCUAGCUCUGGAGGUGGAGGAGGUAAUUAUUAAGUUGUGUAGUCCAUCACACCGGAAAACCUUUUAAGAGAUAACAACGGAGGUUCUCAUGAAAAUUGAUGCCAUUUUUAGCUUAAAUCGCUAAACUGUAAUCAAGGUAAAGGAUAAUAUUAGUAUCUUUGAUUCGAUUUUAAGGUGAUUCUUGUGGCAAUCAUUACGGUGGAGGUGGUGGAGGAGGUAAGUAGACAAUUGUUUUUGUGUUUUUCCUCAGUGAUUGAAGCUAAGAUACUUCAGUCAGCUCUUUUGGUUUGAUGUUGAAUUUUAGGUCUGAUGUGACUAAGGGUUUGGGCUCAAGCAUCCAUAAGGAACAUUACGAUUGAGCGUUGCAAAACAAAAGCAAAAGCAAUAAUAGCAUUCAAUCGUAACAACAACAACACCCAUGAUCAAAUUGCAAUUGGUUUUAGUUUUAAAUCUGAUGGCUGAGAGAAUGGCACGAGUUUUGUUGAACAAUUAAAGAGCGCGGUAAAGGAGACCAUUUUAAUUUCGGAUUAUCUUGAAAUAAAAGUUUGCUCCAGAUAACUUACAACUUUCAUAACUCUUGGCCAGAUUUUCAGCACAUUUAAAGACAAUCUUUGAAAGGUUUAGAUUCUCAAAAUGCAGCCAAUCUUGUAGUCUAGCGGGGAAGACAAAACCUAUAUGAUUUCUGGUACUAUUUCUCUUCCAAAUUGUACGCUGUUAGGCUAAUUGCCAAAGUGGACUAUUUACGUCAACGUCUUUCAUGGACUUAAAUGACGAUGUUUUAAGACAAAUUUUAACGUUUUCAAGCGAGGAAACUUCUAUAACUGAAUCUCUUACCUACCGCAAACCUAGGUGUUCUGGAGGGAUUCGUUCUCUGUAUAGGUAAAGAAAUAAUUAGAUAACACAUAUGCAACUGACUUGGGAGCAUCAAUGACACCUUCAGGGUCCACGGGGGCCACUAUUUUUUUGUUUAUAUUUAGGCGGACUCCAAUUUGGCAAUACCAACUUCAAGACUCACUUGAGUUACGGAGGGGGAGGUGGAGGGGGAGGAGCAAGUGCGUUCAGAGAUGACCCCAACCCUGGAGGGAAAGGCGGAAGUGGAGGAGGACUGGUGUAUUUACAGGUUGGGAAACUUGUACUACAAGGGACCAUCAGUGUGAAAGGUACGAUCCAGAAAAGCAUAAAACCUACCCCUCCCCUCCAAAGUCUCCGCCCUUUAACUCCCAGAAGUGACUAACAAGUAACCUCUCCAUGUACUCUCCAUACAUUAUCCAGUAAACAGAGAAUACUGUUUUAUUUAACACUAAAUUCUUACAAUUUUCUUACAUAGAAAUUUGUAGUAGAUAGAGGGAAGAAUUAAUAACCAGAUCUUGGGAAUUUAAUGGGUAAACUUAGAAUCCUUCUUCUCAGAGAAAAGUUGUUGAAAGACCAAGUUUUUCGAUAAUGUUCAAACCAUGCCUUAUUCCAGACCUAAAUGGUAAAAAGUGAUUCCCUUUUCAGACCUAAAUGAGUAACAAACAAGAUAAAAGAGUCUAUUGGUCAAAAACUGUACCCUCUGAGCUGCAAAUGCCUGUAUAAUGUAAAGGAAAGCAGCGCAGGACGUAACUAAAAAUUAAAUUGUUCCACAUUGUAAAUCUGCGUCCUGGCUGUUUUAUGGAGCUAAUACUUUAAUAUCACUUUACCAGGAAACUCUGGACAAUGUCUCAACCGGAAACGUCACAGAUCAGCCCCUGGGGGAAGUGGCGCUGGGGGCAGUGUUGUCAUCUUUACCAAGAAACUCAUCGGAGAUCCGAAGACUAAAAUUUCCGUUUCCGGAGGGGAUCCUGUAAAAUGUGCCUUUGGAACUGGCGGUGGUAAGCAAACAAAGUCCUUUGCAAACCAUGCCGUGAGAACUGCUUAGUGAAGCUCAGUAAAAUAUCGGUCUACCCAAGCUUUUGAUCAUAUUAUACGCUCUGAUAAAAAACCUUAUCUCAUGGCAGAUGGGUUUAGGGUUCAAAGAAACGUGCGGGAUAAGAGUUUAGGGUACGGUACGGGAUGAGGUAUCGCAACCCGCGGGAUCGGAAAGAUAAGAGCUUUCCAGAGAACCAGAGAUCAGGCUCUUUAAGAUGAAAAAAAAUGUUUUUUUUAACAGGAAUUUCAAGUUUUUUAAUAGUAUGUAGAGUCGGCCAGUACUGCUUAGUACGUAUUCAGGAAAAGAGUGAGAUAAAAGACAAUCUAGAAAACAAUUUUAGAUAACUUCGAAAUGAGCGGAGGUGGAUCUAAAAUAAGUGAAAAAUAUUUUGACAGCAUAAAAAAAAAAAUAUGUAUAUAUAUCCCCUGAUGAGUGCUCAAUGUUGUGGUAGCAGAGCUAAGUAUACAUAAGUUAAAGAGUUAAAGAGAACGCAUCGAUUCUCUGUGACUCUGAGUUUCGCGCCUAAGCGCUCGUCAGACAGAACUUUUUGGAAAAAAGUUAAUAUCUAAUCAAUUGAUUUUCCAGGUGGAGGUGGUGGUAUCGGACGCUGGGUUGUACAGGAAGGUCAAUCCACCCAACACAGCUGAAUCUGUCUUGGACUUUAAAAGGACGAAGCCGAAACAAGUGAAGAGUACAGCUAAUGGGUUCGCUUUAGAUGAUUUGUUCUCUGUUGUAUCAGCGUGGUGUAUCCGAACACAAGUUCUCUUGACACCAUCAAUUAGUUGUAGUUGAAGGAAUACAAAGUAGGAAAUAAACUUAGUUGAAUCUCGUCAAAGUCUUGCGGAUUCAUGAUACCGA